AUGCCGGCUCUUCCCUCGACUGUAGACGUUGGUGAUUCGAGCAACGAACCGGUCAGAGGUCCCGAGAUACCGGAAUUGUACACAAAUUUUGAUAAGCACAUUGCUUAUCAUAUUGUGAACGGAGGUCCAGAGCGCUCGGAGCGCGGCUCAGAAUUUCGAAUUCGAAAUCACACAGGAACUUUGAAAGGUUGGGUGCCGUUUAUUACAGAGGUAGUACAAAGAUGUGGAUUAAUGUCAGUUGUACAAGCAUCGUACAACACUGUGGACGACCAUCUACUUAGAGCCUUCAUAGAGAGAUGGCAGCCAGCUACCAACACAUUUCAUUUACCUGUUGGAGAGAUGACCAUCACACUUGAUGAUGUGAGUACGUUGGUCGGUUUGCCAGUUGUUGGGCGUACCGUAUCUUGCGAGCGUUUGAUCCGUGAUUCCAAAACGAAGCCCAGUAGUUUGAUGUUCGAGUUGCUAGGUGAGUACCCGGACGAUGUAAACAAGAAGAAAGCGGUGAAGUUGGAAUGGUUGAAGGCUAAAUUUAGCAAAGUGACCAUGAGAGACAGUGCGGAGAAGAGGACAUACGCCAUUCGGGCGUAUUUGUUAUUUUUUCUCAGGUGUACUAUACUGUGCGACAAGACAGGCAACAUGGUAAGAGUGGAGUAUCUAAAUCUCGUAUCUAAUUUGGAUCGGAUCGGCGAGUAUGCUUGGGGCACUGCAUGUCUUUGCCGGUUGUACGAUGAGCUUUCGUCAGCCUCACAAAAAUCAACGAACUCGAUGGCUGGCUGGCUGACGCUCUUUCAGUCAUGGAUUUACGAGCACUUCCCUUAUUUGGCGGGUGGCACAUUGAAGACGGAAUUCGAGGGGCCAUUAGCGAGCCGAUGGGAGCCUCAGUUAAAGACUACUUCAACGCCUGAACGAGCGUCGUACCUGCGAUCUCGAUUAGAUGAUUUGAUCACCGAUCAGGUUUUAUGGUCACCGUAUACGGCUAUUCGUGAUCGUUUCCCGAUGCCAGAUUCUGCUUGGUUUAGUGGGAUGAUAUGUUGCAUGGACCACUUCGAGGCAUAUCAUCCGGACAGAGUGAUGAGGCAGUUCAACCGGGUGCAAAUUAUUCCAGGUCGUGCAUACAUGUCAAAAGAUAUGUAA
This is a messenger RNA of Erythranthe guttata (spotted monkey flower), 1134 nucleotides long. NCBI's taxonomy places the organism in Eukaryota, Viridiplantae, Streptophyta, Magnoliopsida, Lamiales, Phrymaceae. The record is from RefSeq and is a predicted model, not a curated record.